This is a messenger RNA of Ciona intestinalis (vase tunicate), 1957 nucleotides long. Lineage: Eukaryota; Metazoa; Chordata; Ascidiacea; Phlebobranchia; Cionidae. The record is from RefSeq and is a predicted model, not a curated record.
UAUUUCUAUCAUAUAUCAAUCGUUGGCAUUGACUGGUGCCAGUGUUUCUAUAGUAAAGUAUAUCAGUUACGUUGUUUUGCAUUUUGUCUCGUAGACGUGUUUAAGCACCACCAUGACAGCUUUAAAAGCAAUUUGUAUUUUGCUGGUUUUCUGCUGUCAUAACUGCUAUGGAAUGUUUGAAGAGUUGCAAGCUUCUCUGCUAUCAGCCCUUGCAUACAGCGAUAAUUUGGGGAGAGACGGUAUUUCCGCUUCCGAUGGCUUCCUAACAGCGGGUAUUGAAGAUACUGCACUAAAUGCUGAAGCCAAAACGACAGAAUUCGAAGAUAAUGGCGGCAGAUCGACAAGUUCAAGCCAGUCAAAUGAAAGAAUGGAUAUUACCGUUAAAAUGCCUCAUGUAACUGUACCAAAGGACGAUACCUAUUUCUGCACGAAAAAGUUGAUUCCGACGGGCAAUUACUCGACACUUUACAUUACUGGAUACACACCGCACGCAACCCAAAGCGUCGCCCAUCAUAUGCUGCUGUAUGCUUGCGAAAUACCAGGCGAGGAAAAUGUACAAACUUGGUACUGCGACGGUAUGGCGGCUUCUUCCAGCACCUCCGGUAGCCUACCCCAUGGUAGCACCUGCAACAGUGCCGCAACACUCGUAUGGGCUUGGGCCAAGGAUGCUCCAGCUUUCAAACUCCCUAAAGGGGUUGGUUUUCCCGUUGGUCCGAGCACAAAGCUGAGAUACUUAGUGCUUCAAGUUCAUGUCAAAUCGAUGGCAAAAGCUAACGCUGGCGGUAUGGAGAACGUAUGGGUUACAGCGCAUUCAACACCUGUUCCUCAACCAAAAAUAGCAGGAAUUUACAUUUCAGCAUCAUCUUAUGAAACUAUAAAACCAAACAAAACUAGAAACUGGGAUAUCGUUUGCAAAUACAAAGAUGACAUUGAAAUGCAUCCAUUCGCCUUCCGAACACAUGCGCACAAGUUAGGAGUUGAAGUUAUGGGAUAUCGAGUUAGGAAUGAAAAAUGGAGUCUGAUAGGACACAAGAACCCACAAUUACCUGAAGCAUUUUAUAAAGUAAAGAAUACACACUUGGUGAUAAAGAAGGGGGAUUGGCUGGCUUCAAGGUGCGUGAUGCACAACUUUCGGAACCGCGUCACAAUGACAGGGAGUAAACAUACAGACGAAAUGUGUAAUUUCUAUAUAAUGUAUUGGACACCGCGCACAAAGAACACACAAUCGUUGGCAACAAAGGAAUGCAACAACGGAUACCCUUGGGUGCAUUGGCGAAACUACUUCACUACUUUGCCCAAGUUGCCAAAAUAUUAACUCGUUAUUGAGUUUAAAAAUCCCAAAUUAAUACAUAGCUCUGUGGGGUGAGAUGGGACAACUUUAUAGCACAUAAUAUCCGAAUAUCCUGAUCACGUUUUAAACAAUUAACAACAGUUUAUGGGAGACGUUAGGAUAUGGUUUAUAAUUCUUUCUUUACUAACCAAUGGGACAGAAAAAUAAAAUAGUGUCCCAUUUUCCCCCAACUUGCUAUACAGUCUACGAUGCCGGUUUCGAUAUAAUUUCAGUGUUUUCAAACCUUGUAGCACAUUUUGAAAUCUUAGGAAUUGAAAACAGGUUAUAAUGUAUAGUAUCAGUUGCAAAGUUCUCAUUUUCCCGAUAUUUACUCAGAGAUAGCAAAACGUCGUACAGAGCAUAUUUGUGGUACUCUACUGUUUUUAAAUAAACGCCCUGCUGUCUAAAUACUGUCACUGUAAAGAUAAUAAUAUAACUUCAGUGUUUUCAAACCGUGUUGCAUAUUUCUUUGCGUGAUCAAUAUUCCGGUGUGUAGAAAAAGAAAUCACCCACUAAGUUACAUAUGUGAUAACUUGCAAGCGCGCACAAAAAUUAUGCAUCGAAACAUCCGUGUUAUAACUUCGUUAAUCAUGCGAGGCUAAAAUACAUUUACAAUUGUGCAAACUA